Molecule: messenger RNA, 1107 nt
Organism: Periophthalmus magnuspinnatus
Lineage: Eukaryota; Metazoa; Chordata; Actinopteri; Gobiiformes; Gobiidae
Exons: 5
Coding region: 6-983 (325 amino acids)
Source: RefSeq, a predicted model, not a curated record
ACAAAAUGAAGCUCGUCUGUGUGGUCUGUCUAAUCCAUGUGAGUCUUCAGCUGAAGUGUGACAGGACCCAGAUCACAGUACAUGUUGGGGGUGAAUUUGUCCUCUGCUGCACCUACAACGCAGACAAUUUUCUGUUCAGCAAAAAGUACUGGUGCAGAGGAAGCUCUCAUCGUACCUGUGAAGUUUUGGCAGAUUCUGAAACCAAAACCAGGCAAAGAUGGACAGUAGCAGACGCUACAAGAAGAGGGUUGUUUAUUAAAGUGACUGGACUCCGGUUUGAAGAUGCUGGGAUGUACUGGGUUGGCAUCGACAAAAACUACGCAGAUGUCAUGACUUCAGUUGAGGUUGUUGUCACUGAAGUUCCGGUUUCCAAACCUGCAAUCCGGCCAAUCUCUCCUGUGGUGGGCCGGCCUUCGUGUUGGGGGGAGCCUGUCACCAUGCGCUGUGGCUCAGACAGAGGCACAAAUGUGGCUUAUGUUUGGUAUCAACAAACUCGCCCAACCAUCUCCCUGGUCUCAGAGUCUCAUGAUCUACGGCUGCACUGUAGACUAGCUCAAACAGACUCACCUUUUUACUGUGUUGCCCGAAACAGCGUGAGACAAGAGCAAAGUGAUCCAAUGUAUGUGCAGGUUCUGAGGGCAGCAGAGAGCAACUGUAUCUAUGAGGUUAAAAUACAAGGUAAGUCUCUCUAUGACUGUGCAGACAGACUUACCACCACUCCGCCCACCACCACUUCAGUGCCCACUACCUCUACUACUGUCAACUCCUCAUCCUCUCCAGUCUCAACUGUCAAUCAAAAUCAGACACUUCAGAGAGAGAUUCAGAGCUGGCCAAGGACCCCAUGGAUACCGUACUAUAGAGUUCUUCGUUUGAGCCUAAUGGCGUUUAUGCUGAUUUUUCUGCUCCUUGUGGUGAGAUGCACUAAAAGUAAACGCAGAGUAAGUCGUGUGAGGAGGAGACAGAGAAGUACCCAAUGCCCCUGAAUGCACCAUGUCCUGUGACGCACUUCUGUUGCAAUCGCAGUUCCUUGGAAGUGAUUAGCAGCAUUUGGCUGGUUUAUAACUUCUGUACUAUUUUCAUCAUCCAAGUUUUCUAUUCAACAUUUCA